AGUUUAUCAAGAAAAGGGAAAGGAACUGGUAGUGAGAGACAAUUUCUCUGCAAAUCCAAAAAGAUGUAAUGAAUCUAGAAGUAAAUUGAUUAAAUAUUUGAAAAGGUUGUUAUGCAAGUGACGUGCGAUCACAGAAAGUGCCACUGUGUUUCGUGCUGUUCUUGCAGCCCUUCUGAAAGGCAGGACGGUGUUUGUUUGGCUCAUAAUAAACUGGAGAAGAGGGUUAACCAAGCUUCCUGCAGAUGUGAAAACACUCCGGAGCAUGUGUUUAAAAUUCGGUUACAAGUUAGUUUAUUUUUAAUUACACCCACACCUUAACAACCCUGCUGACAUUAAUAAACAAAUUGAUGAUAUUCUCUUAGAAAUUUUUCAAUAUUAAAGUAAUUGGAGUUCUUUCAUUGCUAUUGAGCUCAAUAGGUUGCUUUACUUACGAUACUGUCCACAGAAUUUUUAUUCAUUUUGUAUUCAUCGUAUAGGAUAAGAGUUAUUUGUCUAGUGUAUAUGCUAAAUAUAGAAAGGCUAUUUUAUCAAAUAACAAUCUAUAUUCUAUUAUGCCGGCAUUUAUAAUUGUUAAUGUUAUUCUUUUUUUUUUAAUUUAUACAUACACGUAAGAAUUUAUAACAUUCUUUUAUUUCUUCUUCGUUAUCGACAUUAAUCGUCACCCCCUUCUUCAUUAGCUUUGUCAUAUUCUCUUUGUUUUCUUUAUUAUUCUUUUCAUACAGCCUUUAUUUUAAAUAUUUAAUCUUUAUAUCUUACUCAUUAUUUUUUAUUAUUUUAUUUAUAGAAAAUCAAACAGUGGUUUAAGCAGUCGAACAGUCAGCAAAGGAGUUUAUUAAUUAAGGAAAUAUUAGAUGACUGUGAACCAACCCAAUUACUUCUCAUGAAGGAUGUAGUAGAUGGCCUAGAACUUGGAAAUGAUUUUGUCCAAUGGUUGCCGAGAUCUCUUUGUUUGCAUAUUUUUUCGUACUUAGAUGUUGUAAGUCUCUGCCGAUGUUGUCAGGCGUCUAAAGCGUGGAAGGACGCUGCUGAUGACGUUUCACUAUGGAAAGCACUCUGUAAUAGACCCGAAUGGGCAACAUCCUCACCUGAUCGCCUAUUUGCCUUUAUCGAUAAAAAAGCUAAUUCUACUAUAUUAGACUGGAAAGCCGCUUUUGCUGAACGUUAUCGUAUUAGGAAUAAUUGGUUGACUGGAAGAUGUCAUGUCAGAACAUUUGAAGGCCACACGCAGGGUGUUUCGUGUGUUCAGUUUGACGAAACACGAAUAGUUAGUGGAUCUAGUGACAAAACUAUUAAAGUUUGGAAUAUGAGAACAAACAGUCACUUAGCUGUCCAAACGCUUGUUGGACACUCCGGAACCGUAAGGUGCCUUUAUUUAUGUGCCAAUCAAUUGGUUAGUGGUUCUACAGAUUGCACAAUAAAAAUCUGGGAUCUAUCUGAUAGCUUAACUUGGAGUAGCAUUGCUUGUAGGGCUACUCUCCAGGGUCAUACAGACGCUGUAAGAUGUGUUAGCGUUCACGAUUCGAGAUUGGUAAGUGGCUCUUAUGAUAAAACUUUAAAAGUUUGGGAUAUGACCACAAGGGAGUGCGUUCAGACGCUAGCUGGUCAUGACGCAGCGGUCCUAUGCGUUCAGCAGAACGAAGAGACUAUCGUUAGUGGAUCGUGCGAUAAAACUAUUAAAAUCUGGAGAGACGGUCGUUGUAUAGGUACUCUAAUUGGUCACGCCGAUGCUGUUACGUGCGUACAAUUGGAUUAUAAAAGGAUCAUAAGUGGCAGUGUUGAUUGUACAAUAAAAUUUUGGGAAAACGAUACUUGCGCUAAAACGAUCGAUUGGAUGGCGUCGGAAGGCCAUACUGGGGUUGUAAGAUGUAUACAAACAGAUAGAUGGAGAAUGGUAAGUGCCUCAGAUGAUAAAACAAUAAAAAUAUGGAGUUCGACAAAUGGUAAGAGAUUGGUAACCCUUAAAAAGCAUUCAGACGGCGUUACCUGCAUUCAAUUUAAUGAUAAAAUGAUUGUGUCUGGCUCCUAUGAUAAAACUGUCAAGUUGUGGGACUUUAGCUCAUGUUAA
Molecule: messenger RNA, 2065 nt
Organism: Dimorphilus gyrociliatus
Lineage: Eukaryota; Metazoa; Annelida; Polychaeta; Dinophilidae
Source: the annotation of a GenBank genome assembly